Molecule: messenger RNA, 2142 nt
Organism: Fusarium keratoplasticum
Lineage: Eukaryota; Fungi; Ascomycota; Sordariomycetes; Hypocreales; Nectriaceae
Product: Zn(2)-C6 fungal-type domain-containing protein
Exons: 9
Coding region: 1-2142 (713 amino acids)
Biological process (GO): DNA-templated transcription; regulation of DNA-templated transcription
Cellular component (GO): nucleus
Molecular function (GO): DNA-binding transcription factor activity, RNA polymerase II-specific; zinc ion binding; DNA binding
Source: RefSeq, a predicted model, not a curated record
AUGCUCCCUCAAACUUCAGGCACUCCCUCUGCUCAUUCUACCUCACCAAGACUGGACCCGACCGAUGGCCAGCAAGAAACAGUCAAAUUCCGGGUCUGUGAUCAUUGCAGAGUAAAAAAGACAAAAUGUGACAUGGUCCGCCCGGCCUGUGGAAGCUGCCGGUCCCGCCAUGCCAUUUGCACCUACAGCAGGCGAAGAAGAAAACCUGGACCUCCCAAGGGCUGCCAGAAGGGGAGUAGAUCCUUUUCCGAUGCCAGUUCAACCGUUUCAUCCGGGAUUCGGACACGUGGAGGCGCUCCAUCCUUGUCCUCAUCACUUGCAGAGGAGCGUGGUAGGCAUGACGAGGCCAUCGCUAACUCAGUCUCCACCGCCAACUCGGCGGGAUGGAUGCUGAUGGAUCAUGAUGCCGUCGCAGAGUGGCCAUGGCGCGACAAUCUAGUCGGCGACAUCUCGCCACACUACCCGCUAGGCCAAUCCUUUCCCAAAGACUGCUCAGGACUCAGUCCCGAGCUUGAAGCAUAUUUGUUAGAUCUGUAUUUUACACACCUCCAGCCGAUUUAUCCCUUAUUCCGCCAUUCUUAUCCUUGCUUGUUAAGCCGCAAAAUCCCGGAUCUUUCACCCCGCCUCAAAAUGGCCAUCUAUGCCGUCUCGGCUCGGUUUGCCAGCCCGGAGGUCCUAGGAGGCCCGGCGUCGUCCAAACGAUUUGCUCAGCUCGCCAUGAACCUUAAUAAAGGCACUGACCUCACCAUGGAUGAACUCAAGGCAUCUCUCCUGCUCUAUGUUUACGAAAUGUCCGAGUCUUUGAGGUGGGACACGGUGGCGGAAAUCGCGAGGAUCACCCGCAUGGCAGAACUCUACUAUGCUUUACACUUCGAUAGCAGACCCAGCGAGUCGAGCAAGACCAGCACCUUCGACGACUGGAUGCACUUGCAGAGCCAAGAAAGUGACAUCAGCUCAGGUCCUGAUGCCGAAGAAUGGAACAGCGUAUGGUGGUGCAUCUACUCGCUUGACACGAGCUGCAGUGCUGUUACGUCAUUCUCCAAUACCAUUACCGACAACCUACAAGCAAAGAUGGCACUGCCGGCAAUGUCGGUUUCCGAGUUCACGAAUCCAUCGCUUUUUGACCAAGAAUCAUCUGAAGAUGGGUCGCAGUUUAUCAAGUCUGCGGCCGGCGCGAAGCACUGGGAGACCAUGAGCAUGAUAUUCUCCAAGGCUUCGUGCCGCAAUCGGAACCUAUAUUUCGGUGCAUGUUCACUAAUGCGAGCAGUUACCGACCUCCGAUCUCUAACGAUACGGAGCCGUGGCCGUGACAUACAGAAGCGGCUAAACGAGCUCGAGAGCGACUGCACGGCAACGUCUUUUGCACUCCCUCCGUGGUUUUUCAAUGCAACACGUAACUUGGGCAUUGGCGAGACAGACGAGGAACAUCAGCGUCGGCUGGAUGCGCUUCUUGUUUGGUCAGGGGCAAACGUUUUGCUGUCCAUCUGUGCAGCAAAGAUCAGCCACAGUGCUUGCUCGGAGCUUCAGGAGCUCCAAGUCCUAUGGCUCACAAUCCUAUCCAAGGCGAACGAGAUGGUCCUGAUAAUCCAGAACUGGAAGCCUGGCUAUUUCAAAGCCAUAGAUCCCAUGUGCUCAUAUCUGAUACUGCUCGCCGCAUCCGUCCUCGCAUUCGAUGGCGAGCUCGGAGCUACAAACGCGUCGAUGCCAUCUCAGUCAAGUGAGCAUCUCGACCUUCUCCAGUUAUUCCUGGAUAAGAUGGGAAAUAACUGGCCCAUAGCAUGCCGUCUUUCAAAUACCUUGAAGUCGUUGCGGGCCAAGUUGUCGGGGCGGAAGCCGGUACACGAAGACGCCCUCAAUUACCUCAUCCACCUCACCAGCCCCCUCAACGGAACCCUCAUGUGUUCUGCCGAGAAUGGCGUCGAUACACAAUCGCAGCUCACAGAGGAAGCCUCAUCAUUCUGCUUCCCAGCCGUCAGUGCCUUGGAUGUCCCAGGGGAAUUGACCACGCAUUCCAAUGGAGAGUUGCCAGAUAAUGUUGACCCCCAACUUCAAAACUAUCAGUGGCUCGACGAGUUUGAUCUUGCAAGCUUGGACGAUGUUACUGCGGGAAUGGAUCCGCAGUUAUGUUUACAGCAACUUUGA